Daldinia decipiens is the source of this 716-nucleotide messenger RNA. RefSeq names its product endoribonuclease L-PSP. The transcript is spliced from 3 exons. Gene Ontology annotation, molecular function: deaminase activity. The record is from RefSeq and is a predicted model, not a curated record. Gene Ontology annotation, cellular component: cytosol; mitochondrion. The coding region runs from base 108 to 617 and encodes 169 amino acids. NCBI's taxonomy places the organism in Eukaryota, Fungi, Ascomycota, Sordariomycetes, Xylariales, Hypoxylaceae.
CCCUAGAUUAAACAACUACAGCCUAUAAAUCUCCACUCAUUAAGAACGAUUACCAAGGCAUCAAUCCGGUUAUUAUUUCAUAUUCUAGUCUAUAUUUUAGUCUAGCUAUGCCCGUAGUUCUUCGAGCAUCUCCAAUUCGAGCACUUCUCUCAUCUACAGUCCGUCGCAGCUUGAUUCCAGCUUCGCGAACGCCUUUUGUCUUCCGAGCUUCAACCCCUACCCCUAUCCCUAUCCGCACCAUGUCUGACCUCACACCCGUCUUCUCCAAGGACGCAGCUCCUCUUGCUGGACCUUACUCCCAUGCCAUCAAGACACCAACUGCCAUUUACUGCUCUGGUCAGAUUCCCUGCGACGUCAAUGGCAACCUUGUAGAAGGCACCAUUGGCGAGAAGACGGCAGUCUGCAUCUCCAACCUGAAGGCCGUCCUCAUAGCCGCCGGUUCCUCCAUCGAGAGGGUCGUCAAGGUCAACGUCUUCUUAGCUGAUAUGUCGCUGUUCGCCGACAUGAACAAGGAGUACGAGAAGUGGUUUACCCACAAGCCCGCCCGCAGCUGCGUGGCCGUCAAGCAGCUGCCCAAGGCCGUCGAUGUUGAGAUUGAGUGCAUUGCUCUCCCGUAGGAAUCGAAAGCUUGACCUGAAUACAUUAGUUGCAUUCGCCUAAAAUAAGCUAGGCGUCGCCGUGAUCUCAAGGGGUAUGAGUCACACUAGCUAUCUAGA